GGUCUGAGUGAGCUGGGAAUUUCCCAGGAAUGGGGGAAUAUAGCCAAGAGCCUCUUCAGAAUCCUCUGUUCUGGUGAGAGAAUUCUUUGGGAGUGUUUGGAAAAGGUAGACAAAAGACAAUAAAAUCUCUAUGGAUUUUACCUGAAAUGGGAAACAGAACAAUCAGGGUGUGAGGAUUGUUUGAAGCACAAUCUCAGUGCUGUAUAGCAAAACUGCAGGAAAAGAAAGAAGCAGAGAAGGAUAGAAAUGUUUGUCCAGACUGGGAAAUUAUUACACUUGUUUUUGCUGUGUUCCUGUCUCAGCAGGAUGAGCUGGGAUUCAGCAUGGGACCAGAAAAUGGAACAGCAGUUACUGAGUUCAUCCUAGAGGGGUUCCCAGAGCUUGAUCCAAGACUGCAGCUAUUUUUCUCUGGGGUCCUUCUUCUCAUGUACGUGACAACAGUGAUGGGGAAUGCAACCAUCAUUUUCCUUGUGUGUGUGCAUCACCACCUGCAAACCCCCAUGUACUUUUUCAUCAGCAACCUGGCCUUCCUGGAGAUCUGCUUUACAUCCUCCACAAGCAUCAAACUGUUUGUGAUGCUGAGUUGUGGCCAGAACAGUCUCUCACUAAGCAGCUGCUUUGCCCAGAACUAUUUCUAUUUUGCUCUGGGCUGCACAGAGUUUGUCCUGCUGGUUGUCAUGGCCUUUGACCGCUAUGUUGCCAUCUGCCACCCUUUGCUCUACGCUGCCAUCAUGAAGCCUCAGCUCUGUGUCCGCCUGGUUGUUGCUGCUUGGGUCCUGGGCUUUGCCCUGCUGAGCUACCGGCUGCUCUUCCUCUCUGAGCUGUCUUUCUGUGGCUCCAAGAUCCUCCAUUUCCUUUGUGACAACUCCCCCUUGUUCAGACUGUCCUGCUCUGACACCAGCCUGCUUUGGAAAACAGACUCUGUCUUCAUAUCGUGUGUUGUGCUGGGUUCCUUAUGUCUGACUCUGACAUUUUACAUUUGCAUCCUUUCCUGUGUUCUGCAUCUUCCAGCAGCCUCUGGGAGGAGGAAAGCUUUGACUACGUGUUCUUCCCAUCUCAUCACCUUAUCCAUUGCCUAUGGGAGCUGCAUUGCUCUCUACACGUGUCCUGCAGAAGAUGUUUCCUUGAGGACCAACAGAAUUGUAGCUCUGCUGAACACAGUCCUGUACCCAUUCCUAAAUCCAUUCAUCUACAGCCUUCGGAACAAAUCUGUGAUCCUGGCCCUGAACAAAUCCAUUGCCAGGGCAAGAACAAAGCUUUUCCCCUAACCAUGGUGCAUAUCUGGAAAGCCAUCCCAAGAAUCUGGGAUCAUGUGUUACCCAAUACCAGUGCCUGUGUGUGCAGCCUCCAAACACGGCUGCCUCAGGAGAUGGAUGCUCCUGCAGGGCUGUGUCAGGUUAAGAGGUAAGAGACUCAUCUGCACACCCAGGCAGGGCAGCAACAAUGGCAGGAGGAGAAACUCAGUUCAUUCUCUGCCCUGGCUGCUCCCGGGCCCAUCUCUGGAGAGCCACCAGCUCAUUAAGAGCCCAUCUCCAAAAGAGAGAAGAGCUCAGAGGAACAGUGCAAGUGACAAUCCAAAUUACAGCUCCUGAGCAAUGGACCCCCUGUCCCAGCUCCUUUCCUGGGACAGCCACCAGCCCUGGUGCCCAGUUUGAAACCCCAAAGUCACUGAGAGCAGGUCACCAUUUGGACUAAGGAGAUUGCUGCCCUGGUGUGUAGGACACAUUACGGGAUGGAGGGGAAGAGCAGUUUUGGAUAGCACAGGACUUGUGGGAAGGAGGCCUGGCCUGCUCAGAGAAGCUGUGCCUUGAGGGCUGAGCCAGUGUGGACAACCUUGCUGCACAUUGCCCAAGCCCAUCCUGUGUGUCCUCCCUCACCUGGGACCUGCUUUGCUUGGAGAGCUGCUUGCACUCAGGAAUAAAGGGGGUUUUUAGUUUUUGAAGCAAUGUAAAUCUCCUAAUUUUCCCCACUGAAAACAGCCCCACUCCUCAAGUGUGUGCCAGCCCAAGGUGCCACCAAAACCCCUCCAGCCCUGCCCUGGGCCAGCUGUGAGGGUGGGUCAUCAUCCCAACCUGCACUGGGCCCUGCAAGGGGCUGUGCCCACUGUGAAAUACAAAGUUCAGUUUCGUGUCAGGGAAAUGAAGAAAAUCUGUGUAAUUGUAGUUGUGGAACACGGCCAUGGGACAGUUAUAAAGAUGAGUUCUAGUAAACAACCAAGGAAAUCAUUGAAUAAGGUUUUUGAACAAACUUUGCUUGCAAUUACCUAUUAUAAGUCUUAAGCUAUUCUGUAAUAAAUGUCUUUUAAUUAUAACUUUAGAAGCUUGUUUUUUAUUAAAGAAUUUUUAACUGUAAUUUUAGAAUGUAAAAAGGCUUUCUCACAGACUGGUAAAAAAACAUCCUGGAUACGGAAGAAAGAUUUCAGCUCGCUGAUUUAUGGUUCUUGAAAAAAGGAAAAUGAACAUCACUAUCAAAGACUGAUAGACCUGGAAAAUAGAAGCUGGACCCCACAUCUGGAAGCUGGACCCCACCACCUGGGAUACAUAUCCUGGAUGUACAUCCCGGAAUAUUGAAAUUUAAAAGAGACCACAAUAGGUACUGAAUAAUGAUGUUAAAAAUUGGAAAUAGGAACUGCUGAGAAGAGCUUAUGAAUAUGUAUGAAUAUAGCCAAUAAAAUCCCAGCAAGUCCAGCAAUCAGUGUGCAGACAGAAGGGAAAAUCCUUCCGCUGUACCCAGCGCUGUCUUUGCUCACACUUUACCAUGCAAAUUAAUUAAUUAUUAAAUUGAAUUGCUGCUAGAUAUAUUGACUGUGUCAAGCAUCUCAUUUCUAACACCUUGCAGGCUGACUCUGUUUGGACAAUCUGUUCCUCACCCCCAGCAUCACCAUGUCUGACAUGGCCUACCUCGGACUGAACUCCC
Prinia subflava (tawny-flanked prinia) is the source of this 2916-nucleotide messenger RNA. Its product is annotated as olfactory receptor 6M1-like. Gene Ontology annotation, biological process: G protein-coupled receptor signaling pathway. Gene Ontology annotation, molecular function: olfactory receptor activity; G protein-coupled receptor activity. The record is from RefSeq and is a predicted model, not a curated record. Gene Ontology annotation, cellular component: membrane. The transcript is spliced from 2 exons. NCBI's taxonomy places the organism in Eukaryota, Metazoa, Chordata, Aves, Passeriformes, Cisticolidae. Bases 324 to 1268 code for a protein of 314 amino acids.